Molecule: messenger RNA, 1542 nt
Organism: Cryptosporidium muris RN66
Lineage: Eukaryota; Apicomplexa; Conoidasida; Eucoccidiorida; Cryptosporidiidae
Exons: 1
Coding region: 1-1542 (513 amino acids)
Biological process (GO): ribosomal small subunit biogenesis; ribosomal small subunit export from nucleus
Cellular component (GO): preribosome, small subunit precursor; cytosol; nucleus
Source: RefSeq, a predicted model, not a curated record
AUGAAAAGAAAAUCAGCAAACAAAAAGAAUGCGAUAAAACUAAGGUUAAUGCCUUCUCCUGUAUGUGGGGAUGGAGAGAUGCAGAAAUGGGUGUUGCAACCUAAACAUAAUUUAUCUGAAGAGGAACUGACGAAAGUACGCAAUCUAAUUGGUGAUAAUAUAAUCCUGCCCGACAAAUCGGGAGAAAUAAAAGGAUUUCAAACAAGUACAGAUGUCUUAGAGAAGUGUAAAUUAGAACUAAAUUCAGAUAAAAGAGAAGAUUUGGAAGACUAUACAUUUAAUGAUAACUACUUUCCUGAUGAUGGAUACAAUUAUGAACAACAUCUUUGUUUAAUAGGUAAGGGUCACUUCAUACCAUAUAAUCAUGUGAAAGAAGAUCUUGAUAUAUCAGGAUUCAUAGAUAUUAACACUACUGUAGCUUAUAAUGAAUGCGACAAAAUUUCAUUAGCAGGUAGUUAUAAAAAUGAAAUACCUGAGCUUCAGAAAUGUUUAGAAGAACCGGAAAAUUUUGAAGAAUUAAAUGAUGACUUUAUUUUAGCUGCUUCUGGUGCACAAAAUCUUAAAGAUCUGCAAAAAUCUAUUGAUAUAAGCCAAGUUUUAUGGGGAAUUCAUGAAGAACCAAAUAAUCUAAGGAAAUUCGGAGAUACAAUUAAUAAGUUAAAUUCCAAUUUAAAUUCUUCAGAAGAAGUAUCAGAAUUUUUUUUUAAAGAUAAAAAAUGCGAAUUAUCUGAGAAUAACACAUCACAAGAUAUUUUUGAUCAGAUUUUAAAGGAGUAUGAUGAUAACUACGAGUUAGAAGACGAACUCCCUAGUGAAAAUCCUGAUAAUAACUUGGAAAUAUAUAACAAUAAAUUAGAACAGAAUAUAUCUAGAAAAAUGACUUUAAAGGAAUGUGAAAAUCUGUUAGAUAAAUAUAUAAGUAUGGCUACUUCAGGAUUAAAGCAAUUAAAAAAGGAUAGAAAAGACAAAUCUACUAAUACCAUUCUCUAUAAGCCUUUAGAAGGUGAAACUUUAGAAAAAAUUUUGUCCAUUAUUGAAAGAAUUAAAUUAGAUGAUGAUAUAGAUACAGAAAGUAUUACUAGUUAUGAAUCAGAUGAUGACAUUAAUUGGGACUGUGAAUCAGUCCUAACAACUAUGAGUAAUUUAUACAAUAGGCCUUGUAAAAUCAAAUUACCUCAAAAGAUAUAUUCUAAUUCACAAAAGACAUUUAUUAAGCUAGAUCCCCAAAAGAAUAUUCCUACUGAAUAUUUACCAAAAAAAAGUACUAUAACUCGGGGAUUGGUAUCCGUCACUGAGGACAAUAUAUUAGAAGAUAAUAAGAUACCUAAUAUUGGUCUAAUUUGUAUAGAAAGGAGACGGAAUGAGACUAAGGAAGAACGUAAACAACGCAAAGAGGCAGUUAAGAAUGCUAGGAGAGCAAUGAGAGAACUUAGACGUCGCAAUAAGCAGCAGGUGAAAGAUGUGAAAAGUACAGUGGCUGCCAAUUUUGAAAAGUCAAAUCAUCAUGAUAUAAAACCUGGAAUUAGAUAUUUUAAGUUCUAG